AUGUGGGGUGGAUAUAUGGCGUCAAGUUCUCUUGGAACUCAUCGUUUUGCCCUUUAUAUGUGUGGAUCCUCCUUUGAUGAAAUGGACGUAAAUCAGACAUGCGUGGAUACAACCGAUGCUUUUGUAACUGGUCAAAAAUUUGCUACAAGAGAAGAGGCGAUAAGUUGGAUUAGGGAGGUUGGAAUCAAGAAUAAAGUGACAAUUAUAAUAACUCAUUCAGAUACCAAAACAGAUAGUGAAACCCAAAGUGCUAGUAAGAGAUGUGGUUGUCCUUUCAAAAUUAGGUCAACACCAUUGAAAGAUGCUUCUGGAUGGAAGAUCGAUGUAAAAUGCGGAGUACACAACCACGGUUUACCUGAUAGAUUUGAAGGUCAUGCUUUCAUAAGUCGACUAAAUACAAAUGAUAAGCAACAUAUUGUUUAUUUGACAAAACGCCAUGUUCCACCAAUACACACAUUAUUGUCAUUGCAAGAGCGUGACCCGGAGAAUGUCACUCAGAUCAUGCAAAUAUACAAACAUAAGAGUAAGAUAAAAAGAGACAUAAGGGGUCCCAGAACAGAAAUGCAACAAUUGCUCAAGUUGGUUGAAGAAUCAGGUUAUGUUUACUGGAGCAGGAAAAAGGAUGAGUCAGAAGUUGUGAGAGAUAUUUUCUAG
Molecule: messenger RNA, 654 nt
Organism: Vicia villosa (hairy vetch)
Lineage: Eukaryota; Viridiplantae; Streptophyta; Magnoliopsida; Fabales; Fabaceae
Exons: 3
Coding region: 1-654 (217 amino acids)
Source: RefSeq, a predicted model, not a curated record